Molecule: messenger RNA, 3033 nt
Organism: Protobothrops mucrosquamatus (brown spotted pit viper)
Lineage: Eukaryota; Metazoa; Chordata; Lepidosauria; Squamata; Viperidae
Gene: AXIN2
Product: axin 2
Exons: 10
Coding region: 20-2554 (844 amino acids)
Biological process (GO): negative regulation of canonical Wnt signaling pathway
Source: RefSeq, a predicted model, not a curated record
GAAGGAACUCCCAGGAACCAUGAGCAGCGCUGCAUUGCUGACUCACCUCCCAGACCCCAGCAGCAGCUUCAGGGAAGAUGCCCCACGCCCCCCUGUACCAGGGGAAGAAGGAGAGACACCAUGCCAUCUGGCUGCCAGUUUCUUUGCCCUAAAAAACCAAAGCUUCAAGGCCAUGUCUGUUUCUUCCACACCCAGGAGGAAUGAAGAUGGUCUUGGGGAGCCAGAAGGCAGUGCAUCUCCAGACUCUCCUCUCGCCCGAUGGACCAAAUCCUUGCAUUCUUUACUAGGAGAUCAAGAUGGUGCUUAUCUCUUUCGGACCUUCCUGGAAAGGGAGAAAUGUGUGGAUACUUUAGACUUUUGGUUUGCCUGCAAUGGCUUCAGGCAGAUGGACCUUAAGGAUGCCAAAACUUUAAGAGUCGCCAAAGCUAUCUACAAAAGGUACAUUGAGAAUAAUAGCAUUGUUUCCAAGCAACUCAAGCCUGCCACAAAGACCUACAUACGGGAUAAUAUCAAGAAGCAGCAGAUCGAUUCUGUAAUGUUUGAUCAGGCACAGACUGAGAUUCAGACUGUGAUGGAGGAAAAUGCUUACCAGAUGUUUUUGACUUCUGAUAUAUACCUCGAAUAUGUAAGGACUGGGGGAGAAAAUCCUGCUUACAUUAACAGCAAUGGACUGGGCAGCUUGAAAGUGGAUUGUGGCUAUCUCCCUACCUUGAAUGAAGAAGAGGAAUGGAGCUGCGCUGACCUUAAAAACAAACUUUUGCCCUCCAUACUGGGACUGUCCAGUAAGACCUUGAGGGCCACAGCCAGUGUCCGAGCUACAGAAACUGUGGAAAAUGGGUUUAGAUCCUUCAAGAGGAAUGAUCCAGUUCACCCUUAUCAUGUGAAUUCUGGCUACGUCUUUGCUCCUGCUACUAGUGCAAAUGACAGCGAAAUUUCUAGUGAUGCUCUGACUGAUGAUUCUAUGUCAAUGACCGACAGCAGUGUUGAUGGGAUUCCUCCUUACAGAAUCGGGAGCAAGAAGCAGCUCCAGAGGGAAAUGCAUCGUAGCGUCAAGGCCAAUGGGCAAGUUUCUCUACCUCACUUUCCAAGAACCCACCGGCUCCCCAAGGAAAUGACCCCUGUGGAACCCGCCACCUUCGCUGCCGAGCUCAUCUCUCGGUUGGAAAAGCUCAAGCGAGAACAAGAGACCAUGGAUUGCUUGGAAGAGAGGCUGCAGCAAAUCACAGAGGAUGACGAAAAGGAGAUCACUGACACGCCAGUCGCUGCCCAGGGCAACCGAGAGCUUGUAGCCCUGCAACAUCAGCAGCAACCCCUCACGCUCCUUCCCACCGGCAGCUACGAAGACGAUCCUCAGGCCAUUCUGGACGACCACCUGUCCCGCGUGCUUAAGACCCCCGGGUGUCAGUCUCCCGGCAUGGGGCGGCACAGUCCUCGUGCUCGUUCCCCCGACCGACUCCCGGGGGGCAAGUUCCUGUUAGCCACCCCAGGCAAGACUGCCGUGCCCACGGCUUCUUGUGCUCUUCUCAGCAAAGGAUUUGUCACCAAGCAGACCACCAAGCAUGUUCACCAUCACUACAUCCACCACCACACCAUCCCCAAAACGAAAGAGCAGAUAGAAGCUGAGGCAGCCCAGCGGGUCCAAUGCUUGUGUCCCGGGGGCAGUGAUUAUUAUUGCUAUCCAAAAUGUAGAGGACACACGAAGGGGGCGGAUCUUCCUGUCGCUCAGCUGGAGCCAUUUGGCCUCAGCAGAACUGGGACCCUUCCCAAAAGGAACUGUAAGCUCCAGGAUGGCCUCGUCCUGCCAGGGGGAGAAGGAGGUGGUCUUCCUGCCCCACCAGGCAUACCGCUACCCAGUGGGGAAGCCGAUCGCUCCCAGAACGUCUGGCAGUGGAUGUUGGAGAGUGAAAGACAAUCUAAGCACAAGCCCCAUAGCACGCAAAACACAAAGAAGGCCUACAAUUCUGAUUCCACCAGAGGUGCAUCUGGGGAGCGGCCAGCCCGUCAUCACCAGUGGGGCAACAGCAGCCACCCACGGGCUGUGCAGCCUGCCCACCCCUUUGUCCAGGAUCCUGCCAUGCCUCCACUUACUCCACCCAACACACUGGCCCAGCUGGAGGAAGCUUGCCGCAGGCUAGCUGAGGUGUCCAAGCCACAGAAACAACGGUGUUCAACUUCAAAUCAGUUGAGAGAUCGAAACCACUUGGCUUCUGUACCAGGAGGGAAUGGCCCUUUCUGCACGGCGAACACAGCAUCAGAAGAUCACAAAGAACCAAAGAAACUCCCUGUUGUUCACUCCUCCCAGCCUAGUGAGUUGGUUGUCACUUAUUUUUUCUGUGGAGAAGAAAUUCCCUACAGGAGGCUGUUAAAGGCCCCGAGCCUGACACUUGGCCACUUUAAAGAGCAGCUGAGCAAAAAGGGAAAUUAUAGGUAUUACUUCAAAAAAGCAAGUGAUGAGUUUGACUGUGGGGCAGUCUUCGAAGAAAUCUGGGACGAUGAUGCCAUUCUGCCAAUGUAUGACGGCAGAAUUCUCGGAAAAGUUGAGAGGAUUGAUUGACUGGUUCUGAUUGACUGGUUCUGACUGGCAUAGUCUAUGUGAGUGUAUUUAAGAAGAUAUAAGCUACGGAUACUGGCCUUUGGACAUAAAACCACCAAGCAAAGUUUUGAAGGAAGGUUUGAACCCAUGAAGAAGCAACAAAAAACACAAUGAGGUCUAUGAAAACUUUGCCAAAUCAGCCUUAGCAAAAAAGGAAGAAAAAAAAGAUGUGUCUAUUGAGCUGGAUGCCAAGAUGUUAACAACUCUGAACUAUUUAUUAAAAAUAUGGUUGCUCUAGGUGAUUUGAAGAUGCAGAUGAUGUUCUGAGAGACUUGCAUAUAGAGUAUAUGGCUUUCUAAUGAUCCUGUACUUAAUAAUUUAGAAACUGUGUAUAGCUUACCUUAUAAUAAUCUUUAUUGAUAUUUAUUGAACAGGUUUUUCCCAUUAAAUCCAUUUGAUGGAUAUGCUGCUUUAAAAGAUGGAGAAAGGGGGAUGUGAUG